Molecule: messenger RNA, 2526 nt
Organism: Pseudoliparis swirei
Lineage: Eukaryota; Metazoa; Chordata; Actinopteri; Perciformes; Liparidae
Gene: eif4a1a
Product: eukaryotic translation initiation factor 4A1A
Exons: 11
Coding region: 16-1233 (405 amino acids)
Biological process (GO): cytoplasmic translational initiation
Cellular component (GO): cytoplasmic stress granule
Molecular function (GO): RNA helicase activity; ATP binding; translation initiation factor activity
Source: RefSeq, a predicted model, not a curated record
UCUUUCUUUGGAAUAAUGUCGGCUGAAUAUGAUAAUAGAGAGAAUAAUGGCCCUGAGGGCAUGGAGCCAGAUGGCAUCAUUGAGAGCAACUGGAAUGAGAUCACUGACAGUUUUGAUGAGAUGAACUUGCGUGAGGCUCUGCUCAGAGGAAUUUAUGCCUAUGGUUUCGAGAAGCCCUCUGCUAUCCAGCAGAGAGCCAUUAUGCCUUGUAUCAAGGGUUAUGAUGUGAUCGCUCAGGCCCAGUCUGGCACUGGGAAGACCGCCACCUUUGCCAUUUCCAUCCUUCAGCAGAUCGAUGUGGAGCUGAAAGGCACCCAGGCGUUGAUCUUGGCUCCCACCAGGGAGCUGGCUCAGCAGAUCCAGAAGGUGGUGCUGGCUCUGGGUGACUACAUGGGCGCUAAUUGCUACGCCUGUAUCGGAGGGACCAACAUCCGCAGUGAAGUCCAGAAGCUCCAGGCUGAGUCCCCUCACAUCGUGGUGGGAACCCCGGGCCGUGUCUUUGACAUGUUGAAUCGUAAAAACCUCUCUGCCAAGUACAUCAAAAUGUUCGUGCUGGACGAGGCUGACGAGAUGCUCAGUCGAGGGUUCAAGGACCAGAUCUAUGAGAUUUUCCAGAAGCUGCCAAGCAGCACACAGGUUGUCCUUCUGUCGGCCACCAUGCCGGCUGACGUGUUGGAAGUCACGAAGAAGUUCAUGCGUGAACCCGUCAGAAUCCUGGUGAAGAAGGAGGAGCUGACCCUUGAGGGCAUCCGUCAGUUCUACAUCAACGUGGAGAAAGAGGAGUGGAAGCUGGACACGCUGUGUGACCUGUACGAAACCCUGACCAUCACACAAGCGGUCAUCUUCAUCAACACGAGGAGGAAAGUGGACUGGCUGACAGAGAAGAUGCACGCCAGAGACUUCACCGUGUCUGCUCUGCACGGUGACAUGGAGCAGAAGGAGAGAGACUUGAUCAUGAGGGAGUUCCGCUCCGGCUCCAGUCGAGUCCUCAUCACCACUGACCUGCUGGCCAGAGGUAUUGAUGUCCAGCAGGUGUCUCUGGUCAUCAACUACGACCUGCCGACCAACAGGGAAAACUACAUCCACAGGAUUGGUCGGGGCGGUCGUUUCGGCAGAAAGGGCGUCGCCAUCAACAUGGUGACCGAGGAUGACAAGCGAACCCUGAGGGACAUUGAAACAUUCUACAACACCACCGUGGAGGAGAUGCCCAUGAACGUGGCCGAUCUUAUCUAGGAGACUCCUCCACCCUCCCCCCACUUAUUUUAGCAGGCAAAACCUUGUUUUCUUACACUAUGAAUUCUAAGAACUUUCUUUUGCUAAAUUCCACCAUGACUACCCCUCAGUGUUCUAAGGGAAGGAAGAAUGUGGCCUUCGUUCCUCCCUUUCCUCUGAAGUAGUUUUUGGGCUGUUUUGGAAGGAUGGAAUUACUGACCUGCUUCAUCUGCUUGCCCUAAUCCCGAACCAUCAUUGGCGAAUACUUUUUCUUCUUCCUGCAGCUAUCUCCUUUAAACCGUAACAUUUCGAGAUUUAUGUUUGGCAAACAAAAGGACUUUUUAACAAAACGAGUGUUUGUAACUGCGUCCCACACGUGCAAAACAUAACUGCGUUUCUAAAAGUUAAAAGUCUCGUUCUGUCGGCAAAAAGCUUAAAUAAAAUUUGAUGCCGUGAGUGGUGCUAACCCGAAGAUCUCACACGCUUUUGUGGACAUGUGCCUGUGAUGUUUCACACACGGUGAGAGGCUUAGACUGCAGGUCCGUUUGGACUCUAAAAUGCUCUAAAUGAAAUGGGAAGCACUGCAUUUGACCAGAUCAGUAUUUAAGCAAAGUUCAGUGUACUGCAAACAGCCUUUUAACUCCAUCCGUGAUCAUGUUAAGAGGUUUCUGGGGCUAGAGUACACGGGGCAUAUUCAAUAAAAAGACCUCUAUAGUAAAAACCCAUCAUGAAUGAGUUGUUUACCCUUUUGAUCCUUUUACUGCUGUUUCAUAUGAAUUAUAUUUUACUGCUGUUGUACAUAGUGCUUGACUUGUGCAGUAGCAGUCAGUUGAAGACUGACCGGUGGCCCAGACGCUCGGAGGCUAAACGAUGGUGAGUGGAGGCCUGACGACCCGGUGGGAGUUUCAUCUCUAACGCUAUGCCAUUAUUUUUCAUUUAGAUUUUUAUUUUUCGACACUUGGCUUGUUCUUUGCUCUGUUGGCAGGUGUCUUUUUGUAACUUACCUCGUCAAACAUGUUGGGUGGGGCGGUGGGGCGUAGCUGAUAUGAAAGGACCAAACUACAGAAUUAUAUAGACCCCCCCCCCCCCUCUUUCUCAGCACUCCAAAUAAAAUGCCUGUCAUCAUGGGGUUUGGUGUGUAGGACGAGUCGUGUCUUGAGGUGUGGAGUCUUGCUAUUUUUUUAAAAAAAUGACUGCGGAAUUGUUAACCUUUUUGAGAUAGAAACAGUCACGUUUUCUACAUUGGAUUCUGUAUAGUAUUUAUUUUAAUGGUCUUUAAAAAAUAAUAAUAAAGGUUUCUCCAUGACAGUGUAA